This is a messenger RNA of Vitis riparia (riverbank grape), 1140 nucleotides long. Its product is annotated as general transcription factor IIF subunit 2. The record is from RefSeq and is a predicted model, not a curated record. The transcript has 6 exons. Gene Ontology annotation, cellular component: transcription factor TFIIF complex. NCBI's taxonomy places the organism in Eukaryota, Viridiplantae, Streptophyta, Magnoliopsida, Vitales, Vitaceae. The coding region runs from base 32 to 805 and encodes 257 amino acids. Gene Ontology annotation, biological process: transcription by RNA polymerase II; transcription initiation at RNA polymerase II promoter.
ACCGUUUCUUCCAUUUCCCAGCAGCUCUGCCAUGGCUGAAGGCAGCAGCAACAAUGCGAAUGUGGACACCAGCAGAUCGGAAAGGGCAGUCUGGCUCAUGAAGUGCCCGCCGCUGGUGUCUCGGUCCUUGAGCUCUUCCUCUGCCUCCGACUCUCUGCGUCCCGUCGCCAAGGUCAUUGUCUCCCUCGACCCUCUCCUCGCCAACGACGACGACGAUUCUCCUCCUCAGUUUACUAUGGAAUUGGCUGGCACCGAAUCUGGAAAUGCACCUAAGUGUUACUCUAUGGACAUGUCCCAAGACUUUAUCCCAAUGGCUGUCUUUUCUGAAUCAUCUCAAGGAAGAACCGCAGUGGAGGGGAAAAUACUUAACAAAUUUGACAUGAAGCCCCAUAAUGAAAACAUUCAGAACUAUGGUAAACUCUGUCGUGAGCGGACAAGCAAAUAUAUGACCAGAAGUAGACAGAUACAGGUGAUUGACAAUGAUAAUGGGUCACAUAUGCGGCCUAUGCCAGGGAUGGUAAUAGCUUCUGCAGUCAGUGAUAAGAAGAAAAUGCCAACUAAGGGAUCGGACAUGAAAAGAACGAGAAGGGACCGGGGAGAGAUGGAAGAAAUUUUGUUUAAGCUCUUUGAAAGGCAACCAAAUUGGACUUUAAGACAGCUGAUCCAGGAGACAGACCAACCUGAACAAUUUCUGAAAGAUUUGCUGAAGGAUCUCUGUGUCUACAACAACAAGGGAACUAACCAAGGAACAUACGAGCUGAAGCCAGAAUACAAAAGAUCGGGUGAGGAAUCAACUCCCAAAUAGGUCGUAGGAUGUUUAUUCAUGAAUCAUGGACUCCAGGUGAAGGCCUGGGUUACCAUUACUGGACUUCGCAACUUUGGCGUUCCUCCUUUUAAACAGAGUUCUGCUAGAUUCUCUACUGCAUCAAUGGAAGUUGAGAGAAAAUAAACCCAAAAAAAAAAAGAAAAAAAAGAAAGGAAAAUACAUUAAAUUUAUGUGGCCUCUUUUCUCUGAUUUGCAGUUCGGGGAUUUUUUUUUCCCCUCUCUGUUAACAUUAGGCAACAGAUGGUACCAUUUCUUGUAAAUCUUUUGUCAACAGAGAUUGAAUAUCCAAAUUUUGCAUCACAGUUGAAGCAUAA